Molecule: messenger RNA, 804 nt
Organism: Vespa crabro (European hornet)
Lineage: Eukaryota; Metazoa; Arthropoda; Insecta; Hymenoptera; Vespidae
Product: histone-lysine N-methyltransferase SETMAR-like
Exons: 5
Coding region: 1-804 (267 amino acids)
Molecular function (GO): nucleic acid binding
Source: RefSeq, a predicted model, not a curated record
AUGUACGUCAGUGCCAGAAAAUUUCGAUCCGGCAAUUUUAAUGUCGAAGAUGCACUACAUUCUGGAAGGCCGGUUGAAGCUGAUAAAGACACGGUAAAGGCACUAGUUGAUGCAAAUCGGCGAAUAACAACACGUAAGAUCGGUGAGAGAUUAAAUUUAUCAAAUUCAACUGUUUAUGACCACUUGAAAGGCCUGGGUUUAACCCCGAAGUUCGAUAUAUGGGUUCCCCAUAUUCUCACGAAGAAAAAUUUGUGUCGACGCGUUGACGUCUGUGAUUUGCUUCUCAAACGUCACGAAAAUGAUCCAUUUUUGAAGCGCAUCAUUAAUGGGGACGAAAAAUGGGAGUUGAAUCGUUUUUUUGAGAUUUUACCGGAUAACACAACAAUUAAUUCGGAAGUCUACUGUCAUCAACUGGACAAACUGAAUGAUGCACUUCAACAGAAAAGGUCAGAAUUAAUCAACAGAAAACGUGUAAUGUUCCUCGAAGAUAAUGCGAGACCUCAUACAAGUUUGGUCUCUCGCCAAAAGCUUUCACAGCUUGAAUGGGAUACAAUGUCACACCCACCAUAUUCUCCAUCUGGCACCUUCGGAUUAUUAUUUGUUCCGGUCACUGCAAAAUUUUUUAGACGUUUUUUAAAUCUACACCUCUACACCCAUCACCAUAAGAGCAUUUUGAGUAACAACAUGCCUAAUAGUUGUCCUCUUAAGCCACAUGUUGUGAGAGCCUCUUCGCAAAGACAUCCUGAGAGGCUUUUGAUAUUUACUUGUCAAAGGAUAAAGGAGAACUAUCGUCCAAGUCAAUAA